UUUUUUUUCAGUCUUCUGCUUCUCGACUCUUUGCUGUCUUCUCUUCUCCUUGCUCUUUCACGGCUUCUCGGAUCGCUUAAUAAUCAUUUACUUCCAGACAAUUAUCCGCAAGUCAUCCGCUAAUCCAUAAAUUCGACCCGUCGUAUUGAGAAACCCGAUGGCUCGUCGAUCCGUACCGAUUCUCAAGAACCUAAUCGCGAGAUCUUCCACGCCGCACUCCGCCGCCUCCGGAUUGAACCAUCCGAUACGAUCCGUGACCUAUAUGCCCCGACCUGGGGACGGAGCGCCGAGGGCGGUGACCUUGAUCCCGGGGGAUGGGAUAGGGCCACUGGUCACAGGGGCGGUGGAGCAGGUGAUGGAGGCCAUGCACGCGCCGGUGUACUUUGAGAGGUAUGAGGUGCACGGAGACAUGAAACGUGUUCCGCCGGAGGUGAUCGAGUCCAUACAGAAGAACAAAGUGUGCUUGAAGGGAGGGUUGGCCACGCCCAUGGGAGGUGGUGUGAGUUCGUUGAACGUGCAGCUGAGGAAGGAACUUGACCUAUACGCGUCGCUCGUGAAUUGCUUCAACUUGCCUGGAUUGCCAACGAGGCACGAAAAUGUGGAUAUUGUGGUGAUUAGGGAGAACACCGAGGGAGAGUACGCCGGGCUUGAGCACGAGGUGGUUCCUGGUGUCGUUGAGAGCCUUAAGGUGAUCACAAAGUUCUGUUCAGAGCGCAUUGCAAAGUAUGCAUUUGAGUAUGCUUACCUGAACAAUAGAAAGACGGUAACUGCUGUGCACAAGGCAAAUAUCAUGAAGCUUGCCGAUGGUUUGUUCUUGGAAUCCUGUCGUGAGGUUGCAACAAAAUAUCCAGGCAUCAAGUAUAAUGAAAUUAUUGUGGACAACUGCUGCAUGCAACUUGUUUCAAAACCUGAGCAAUUUGACGUCAUGGUCACACCCAAUCUCUAUGGAAAUCUAGUUGCAAAUACAGCUGCAGGUAUAGCUGGUGGCACAGGAGUCAUGCCAGGAGGGAAUGUGGGGGCCGAUCAUGCUGUGUUUGAGCAAGGCGCUUCAUCAGGGAAUGUUGGCAAUGAGAAAAUAUUGGUGCAAAAGAAGGCAAACCCAGUUGCACUUUUUCUCUCGUCCGCCAUGAUGCUGAGACAUCUCCAGUUUCCCUCUUUUGCAGAUCGCUUAGAAACUGCUGUCAAACGGGUAAUUUCAGAGGGAAAGUAUAUGACGAAAGACCUUGGAGGAAUAAGUACGACCCAGGAGGUUGUUGAUGCUGUGAUUGCCGCCUUAGAGUGACCAGAAAGACUUGUAUUAAGCCAUUUUUGCUUUUAGAGAAGUUUGUUGAUCCGGCUGGAAGUAUUGUCUUCCCAUAUUCUUUACUUCAUAUUUUCACCUACGCCAUUGUUCAAACUUUCAUCUCUCUCUGUGCGGGAAAGCAUCCAUUUCGUUUCAAGUAAACCCUAUAUUGGAUUGGAUCCCGUUAACAUUAGUUUUUUAGUUGAAAUGGUUUGAGAGUAUUGUUUUAUGUCAUUUUAGUCAAGGCAUUGACAUUAAAGAGAAUUUUGAAGGACAAGGCAUUAUUGUUGUUUUCCUGA
This is a messenger RNA of Tripterygium wilfordii, 1581 nucleotides long. RefSeq names its product isocitrate dehydrogenase [NAD] regulatory subunit 1, mitochondrial-like. The transcript has 4 exons. Bases 158 to 1282 code for a protein of 374 amino acids. Gene Ontology annotation, cellular component: mitochondrion. The record is from RefSeq and is a predicted model, not a curated record. Gene Ontology annotation, molecular function: isocitrate dehydrogenase (NAD+) activity. Gene Ontology annotation, biological process: isocitrate metabolic process; tricarboxylic acid cycle. Lineage: Eukaryota; Viridiplantae; Streptophyta; Magnoliopsida; Celastrales; Celastraceae.